Messenger RNA from Caenorhabditis elegans, 2135 nucleotides. RefSeq names its product Translocon Sec61/SecY plug domain-containing protein (gene sec-61.A). Lineage: Eukaryota; Metazoa; Nematoda; Chromadorea; Rhabditida; Rhabditidae. The record is from RefSeq and is marked reviewed. The transcript is spliced from 4 exons. The coding region runs from base 415 to 1836 and encodes 473 amino acids.
GCGAAACCCAGCCGCGAAACUGCACGCGCCUUUGAAUCGUCUCGAGACCUUGCAGUCCGAAUUAAAGUUUUUCGUGAUUUCUGACAGAUUUCGGUGAAUUAAAUUAAUAUUUUUGCUGAAAUUGAGUAGAGGGAUUUUUUUCACAUCGAAAAAGUGGUAAAACUUUACAAAAAUCGCUGAAAAUAGCAAUAAAAACUGCAAAAACACUGUCCCGCUCUGCCAGUUCGAAGGUACGGUAACACUCGUUUUGCGUGUGUCCACUAUCGGCACUGUCGGCGUGUGCGGUGCCCACGACAGCAGAUUCUGUCUCUCCCCCGUCUAUCUUCUCUCCAUUUAUAUUAUCCGAAAGGCAACACUCCUUGUGUCUCUCUGUGUUCACUUCUUCCAGUGUGCUGAGAAGAUCAACGUACCAUCAUGGGAAUUAAAUUCCUUGAAUUCGUGAAGCCAUUCUGCGGCUUCGUGCCGGAGGUGUCGAAGCCGGAGCGUAAGAUCCAGUUCCGUGAGAAGAUGCUCUGGACGGCCAUCACCCUCUUCGUGUUCCUCGUAUGUUGCCAAAUCCCACUCUUCGGAAUCAUGUCCACCGACUCGGCCGAUCCAUUCUACUGGCUUCGUGUUAUUAUGGCUUCCAACCGUGGUACUCUUAUGGAGCUCGGAAUCUCGCCAAUCGUCACUUCUGGACUUAUCAUGCAACUUCUCGCCGGAGCCAAGAUCAUCGAAGUCGGAGACACACCAAAGGACCGUGCUCUUUUCAACGGAGCCCAGAAAUUGUUCGGUAUGGUCAUCACUGUUGGACAAGCUAUUGUCUACGUCAUGUCCGGACUCUACGGAGAGCCAUCGGAAAUCGGAGCUGGAAUCUGUCUCCUUAUCGUCGUCCAACUCGUUAUUGCCGGUCUCAUCGUCCUCCUUCUCGACGAGCUUCUCCAAAAGGGAUAUGGUCUCGGAUCCGGAAUUUCUCUCUUCAUUGCCACCAACAUCUGUGAAACCAUUGUCUGGAAGGCAUUCUCCCCGGCAACAAUGAACACCGGACGUGGAACCGAGUUCGAAGGAGCCGUCAUUGCUCUUUUCCAUCUUCUUGCCACCCGCUCCGACAAGGUCCGUGCCCUUCGUGAGGCUUUCUACCGUCAAAACCUUCCAAACUUGAUGAACUUGAUGGCUACUUUCCUCGUUUUUGCGGUGGUUAUCUACUUCCAAGGAUUCCGUGUCGACCUCCCAAUCAAGUCUGCCCGCUACCGUGGACAAUACAGCAGCUACCCAAUCAAGCUCUUCUACACCUCCAACAUUCCAAUCAUCCUUCAAUCUGCUCUCGUCUCCAACCUCUACGUUAUCUCUCAGAUGCUCGCCGGAAAGUUCGGAGGAAACUUCUUCAUCAACCUUCUCGGUACCUGGUCCGAUAACACCGGAUACAGAAGCUACCCAACUGGAGGACUCUGCUACUAUCUUUCACCACCAGAGUCUCUUGGACACAUCUUCGAAGACCCAAUCCACUGCAUCAUCUACAUCGUCUUCAUGCUCGGAUCUUGCGCAUUCUUCUCCAAGACCUGGAUCGAUGUGUCCGGAUCUUCUGCCAAGGAUGUUGCCAAGCAACUCAAGGAGCAACAGAUGGUCAUGCGUGGUCAUCGUGAGAAGUCCAUGAUUCACGAGCUCAACCGUUACAUCCCAACUGCCGCCGCCUUCGGAGGACUCUGCAUUGGAGCUCUUUCCGUCACCGCCGACUUCAUGGGAGCUAUCGGAUCCGGAACCGGAAUCCUUCUCGCCGUCACGAUCAUCUACCAAUACUUCGAGAUCUUCGUCAAGGAGCAACAAGAGAUGGGAGGAGUUUCCGCCAUGUUCUUCUAAGCAUCGACCUAUUAUGUUUAUAUUUAUUGUCUCCUUUUCGUUUUGGUGGUUUGUCCAAACGGCUCAUCACCUCACUCGGGUCACCCUCUCUUCAAUUCUCUAAUUGCCCCCCACAGAAAAUAAUUUCUUAUAUAUUAAAAAUUAUAUAUAUCUUUUUUUUUCUUGUUUUUUCCACUUCCCAGUUUUUUUUGUUUUACCUCCACCCUCUCCCCUAAUACUAGAGUUUGUUGUCUUUAAUUUAUUUUUCUUCUCCAAAAAACGAUCAAUCUUCGAUCCCAAAUAAAAAUAAAUUUUAAGAU